CGCGGGGAAAGCUCCAGCUCCUAGCUUGGAGCUCCCGGCUGGGCGCUGGACGUCAUGCAGGUACACAGCGAGACAGCUGACCGUAUCACUCCCAUCAGAACGCGGUGCCUGAGUUGUGCCGUAUUUGAAGCUCCUAUCUGAAGCUGCUGUUUAAAGCAGGCCAGCCCCGCUCUCCACACCCACACCAUCACCACAAUGGGCGGCGAAUCCCACACCCGCACCGUGCCCAUGGCGUCGCACCCGUACCCGCAGCUGGCUGCUGGGCCGGUGGGCAAGCAGAUCCACAGCAUCUACUCGAGUCGGCUGAGGCAGUUUACCGACGGGGGGCAGUACCGCGAGCAGGGGCUGAGAGGCAAACUCGACGAGGCCCGCGUCAAGGGCACCGACACCGACCACGUCAAGCUCGCCGUCUACUCGCCGCCCGGCCAGUCGCGCCCGCUGUUCAAAGAGGCCACCAGCCACGGCUUCACGCCCACGCACCUCGGCGCCUCGUUCGGGCCCAGCUGGUCGACCCACUGGUUCAAGAUCCAGCUCACUGUCCCCAAGGCGCUGCUGGAAAAGGAACGCCUGGAGUUCCACUGGGACGCCGACAACGAGGGCCUCAUUUGGACUGAGGACGGCCACACGGUCCACGGCCUGACGGGCGGCGGCGAGCGUGUCGAGUGGAUUCUGCCCGACUCCUUCCGCGACGGCAAGCCGCACACUUUCUACAUCGAGAUGGCCUGCAACGGCAUGUUCGGUAAUGCCCCCGGCGGCGACUCCAUCCAGCCGCCCGCCCCGGACCGCUACUACACCCUGCACACCGCCGACAUCGUCGCUGUCAACCUCGAGGCCCGCGCGCUGUACUUCGACUUCUGGGAGAUUGGCGAUGCGUCGCGCGAGUUCCCGCAGGACUCGCUCGAGGCCCACGGCGCCCAGCAGGUCGCGAACCGCAUCAUGGACGCCUUCAUUGCCGGCGGCGGCAGCAACGCGAGCAUCAAGGAGGGGCGCAAGAUUGCGCGCGAGUACCUGGGGGACGUCGACUCGCACAAGGUUUAUGACGGCGACGAGGCCCUGGUCACGGGCAUUGGCUACUGCCACAUCGACACCUGCUGGUUGUGGCCGUUUGCCGAGACCAAGCGCAAGGUCAACCGCUCGUGGUCCAGCCAGUGCGACCUCAUCGACCGCUACCCCGAGCUGCGCUUCUGCUGCUCGCAGGCCCAGCAGUACAAGUGGCUCGAGCAGGACUACCCGUCCACGUUUGACCGCGUCAAGAAGAAGGUCAAGGAGGGCAGCUUCCAGCCGAUUGGCGGCAGCUGGGUCGAGCACGACACCAACCUGCCCGGCGGCGAGUCGCUGAUCCGGCAGUUCCUGUACGGCCAGCGCUACUUUGAAAGCAGGUUUGGCAAGCGCUGCAAGACCUUCUGGCUGCCGGACACGUUCGGCUACUCCACCCAGCUGCCCCAGAUCUGCCGCAUCUCCGGCAUGACGCGCUUCCUGACCCAGAAGCUGAGCUGGAACAACAUCAACAACUUCCCGCACACCACCUUCAACUGGGUCGCCCUCGACAACAGCCAGGUCAUCUGCCACAUGCCGCCGUCCGAGACGUACACUGCCGAGGCCAACUUUGGCGACGUCAAGCGCAGCAUCACCCAGCACAAGUCGCUCGACCAGGACCAGACGUCUCUGCUUGUCUUCGGCAAGGGCGAUGGCGGCGGCGGCCCCACAUGGCAGCACCUCGAGAAGCUGCGCCGCUGCCGCGGCAUCAGCGAGAAGACCAGUCUGCUCCCGCGCAUCAAGCUCGGCGACUCGGCCGACGACUUCUUCGACAAGCUGGAGAAGAAGAUCGAGAACGGGACUGAGCUGGUCACGUGGUACGGCGAGCUGUACUUUGAGCUGCACCGCGGCACGUACACGACGCAGGCAAACAACAAACGCAACAACCGCAAGAGCGAGAUCAUGCUGAGGGAUAUUGAGUAUCUGGCUACGCUGGCGACGGUCCGCAACGGGUUUGGCAAGAGCAGCGCGUACAAGUAUCCCAAGAAGGAUAUCGAUGAUAUGUGGGAGAACGUGCUGCUGUGCCAGUUCCACGACUGCUUGCCGGGCAGCUCGAUUGAGAUGUGCUACGACGAUUCUGACAAGAUCUAUGCCAAGGUGUUUGCCACGGGCGAGAAACUCCUCUCUGAGGCACUGUCUGAACUCGGCUUCGACGAUGAGAAGUCGCUGAGCCCCGGCAGCGAGCUCUGCACCAUCAACACCCUGCCCUGGACGCGCACUGAGAUCGUAAAGCUGCCGGACUCUCACCCGGUAGAGUAUGGUUUGGCGCAUGGCGACGCUUUGAGCACCAUGGCGAUUCGCCCGCUGGCGUCUGCUUACUCUGCGGCCACGGCUACCAUCGCGGAGACCGGCCCCGGAGUCUUCGAGCUGCGCAACUCGCAGUACGCAGUCAAGGUCACCGACGGCGCCAUCACGUCGCUCUACGACCUCAAGGUCAAGCGAGAGCUGAUCCCCAAGGGCAAGAAGGCGGCACAGCUCGUCAUCUACGACGACAAGCCGCUCUACUGGCAGGCCUGGGACGUCGAGGUGUACCACCUGAACUCCCGACAGGAGCUCUCGCCCCACAAAGUCUCCAUCUCGUCCUCGUCUCCUUCGAAGGUCUCUCUCACUAUCGAGACCAAGAUCUCCGACAAGUCGUGGGUCACCACCACGCUCUCCCUCCCCGCCGCCGUUGGCAACUCCCCCAGCGCCAUCGAAAUCUCCGCCGAGAUUGAAUGGCACGAAACGAUGAAGUUCCUCAAGGUCGAGUUCCCCGUCGACAUCACCAACACCUCUGCCGCGUACGAAACACAGUUCGGCAUCGUCCACCGCCCCACGCACUACAACACGACGUGGGACAUGGCCAAGUUCGAAGUGUGCGUGCACAAAUGGGCCGACCUCUCGGAAGCCACGUACGGCGUCUCGAUCCUCAACGACUCGAAAUUCGGCUUCGCCGUCGCCGGCAACGUCAUGCGCCUCAGCCUGCUGCGCGCCCCCAAGGCCCCCGACGCCCACGCCGACAUGGGCCGCCACUUCACCAAAUACGCCAUCUUCCCGCACGCCGGCCCGCUCGACCACGCCACCGUCCGCAAGGCCGCCGAGUUCAACAACCCCCUACGCGUCGUCGCCCGCCGCACACAGUCGGCCACCGAGCACCCCCCGAUCCCCUCGUUCCGCGUCCGCGGCGCGGACAACCUCGUCCUCGACACUAUCAAGCGCGGCGAAGACGACCCGGAUGUGUCGCGCGGCGAGCUGCCGCCGUCCAAAUCCCACUCGGUUAUUCUGCGCGUGUACGACGCGCUGGGCGGGAAGAGUCGGGGUAUGUUGGAGUGGAGCGGGGUGAGGGUUCGGAAGGUGGUUAGGGUGAAUGCGCUUGAGGACGAGGAGGGGGUGGUUGAGGGGUUGGUUCGUGGGGGUGGGGGUGAAGGGGGAGAGGGGUCUGGGAGUGGGAGUGGGAGUGGGAGUGUGGGGAUUGAGGUGCGGGCGUUUGAGGUUGCGACGUUUAAGUUGGUGUUGGAGGACUAGCACGUGUUGGAGGAUUAGUGGGUGGUUGUGGGGUUCAGGCUGGUGGUGGAGCGUCAGCGCAGAGAGGGUGGGGUGUCAGCGUGGCGACGGUGUCAGCGCGGAGACGGUGUUGACGGGUCACGCAUAGUCCAUAGUCCAGUCUCGUCCAGCAUAGCAUACUAAGCAAAGCGGCGUCUUCUUUCUUUGCGUUCCACGCGGGAAACGACCCAAUCUGACUGGCUAGUGCACCACCGCGCCAGAAAGCCGGCGCUGCGUCUCCCGCCCCAGCCCGAUGUACAAACAGCACAAUGUACAAACCGCGCUUCUCGUGGC
Messenger RNA from Boeremia exigua, 3852 nucleotides. Its product is annotated as glycosyl hydrolases family 38 N-terminal domain-containing protein. Gene Ontology annotation, molecular function: carbohydrate binding; alpha-mannosidase activity. The transcript is spliced from 3 exons. Lineage: Eukaryota; Fungi; Ascomycota; Dothideomycetes; Pleosporales; Didymellaceae. Gene Ontology annotation, cellular component: fungal-type vacuole membrane. Gene Ontology annotation, biological process: mannose metabolic process; oligosaccharide catabolic process. The coding region runs from base 196 to 3540 and encodes 1114 amino acids. The record is from RefSeq and is a predicted model, not a curated record.